UCCCUCUUGUGUUCGUCGCUGUCGUCCGCUCGAGAGUUUUGCUCCUCUGCUUUUAAUUUGCAGAUUGUGGAUGCAGUGAAAGCCAUCAGCAGCCAGUAGGUACAGGAAAGUUUCUUUAUCCGUUUGGAAAAAACAGAAAAAUGGCUGGUGUAGUUCAGGACUGCUUCUCCAUCGGAAGUACCGUGGCCUGUACAACGUGCUACAAUCAGAACAUCGAAGGCGAAGUGUUGGCCUUCGAUCAACAAACUAAAAUGUUGAUCCUGAAAUGUUCGUCUGCCAGCAACACUUCAAAGUUGAACGAUGUGUACAUUCUCAAUUUGGCGCUCUGUAGCGAUGUCCAGGUCAAAAAGGAAGUUAACUCUAUACCUGAUCCACCACAGUCAUUGAAUCUACAACGCCUAAGCACACGAGUACGGAAUCAAGUAGAACAGAAGAAGCGGCAAGUUUCGGCGCUGGCUGCCGGAGUCAGUCAGGAAGGUCAGAAUCUGUUCCUGGCCAUAGCACGAACUAUCAACCAGGUAUCGUGGCAAGGACCUAACAUAGUUGUGUUUCAAGACGUUACCAUUACACCUCCCUACAAAGUAGAUAAUGUAAACGGAUCACCCGAAUCACGACAGUUGACCUACGUGAAAAAAAUAGUUGAAAAGCACGUUAACGAUCAGGCCUCGGCGACUUCAAAUAUACCUUCGGCAACGGUGUCUGCCAAAUAGUGAUGCAAUGAGAAUUUGUUUGUUUGUUUGAAGAUGAAGAGAAUAGAAUCAUUAGCCUAGAAUUUCUGGUUCACUAUGAAAAGGUCAAUCGAGCAACCGCAAAAACCAACACAUCAAAACAAGUUAUUUGGUGACCAUCCGCUAAAACUCUAAAAACUUCAAUAGAAAUCGGACAUCAUAGUUCUCAUCAGUAUCAAUGACAGCCAAUAAAUUCAACUAUUAUCAAACAAA
This is a messenger RNA of Armigeres subalbatus, 941 nucleotides long. Its product is annotated as LSM12 homolog A-like. The record is from RefSeq and is a predicted model, not a curated record. Lineage: Eukaryota; Metazoa; Arthropoda; Insecta; Diptera; Culicidae. Bases 141 to 710 code for a protein of 189 amino acids. The transcript has 6 exons.